UGCCCGGUCACGUGACCAUCAGAUUGUUGUCCGCUGCGGCCCGUCGGCAGAGAAGAGGAAAUAAGCAGCAGAGGUGCGUUCGUGUCCUGCACACUCGACGAGAGAGGGUCCGGUCGGAAUUUUGAACGCCAAGAGCAGACAUGAGCGUCGUGUCCCAAGGUGAGGUCGCAGGAGGUGAGGACCUCACUCCCGACUCCGGCGUCUCAGCAGAGUUCCACGCCCUGAGCCCUGAAGAACAGGAGGAGCAGAGGCGUCAGUGGCAGGCCGAGUUGGCCAAAGUCGAGGACGAGAUCGCUACCUUCAGACAUGUCCUGGCCUCGAAGGUCAAGCAGGCCAACGACCUCAAGCGGAAACUGGGCAUUUCAGUAUGGAAGGAGCUGCAGGAUGACAUGUCCCAAGGACUGAAGAAUGUCAAAGAAACUGCCGUUGGUUUUGGUUCCAGUUUCCAGAAAACCGAAUCAGUGGUAAAGACUGCAGCUGAAAAGACGACUUCGAUUUUGGGUGGCUUUGGCGUCGGCUUCUCAAGCAAGAUCGGGCAACUGAAAAAUUCAGAAUCGUUUCGCUCGUUCGAAGAGAAAGUUGGAUCUGCCUAUGAGAACGUCAAGACUCGCGUCUCCUCGAGGUCAAACUCUGUGACUAGCUUUGACGACGCCCUUCGCGAGGCUGACGGCCACAGACCAACUCCUCUUGCCUCGCCGACCAUCCCUGAAGAUCGCCCACUCCCAUGAAUUUCGCUUCAACUUCUGCUCGCCUAAACUUGACAAUUCUUCUCAAUCAAGUGCAAAAAUCACGUCCAAUCAAUUAAAUUCUUGCUGAAAAUAGCAACCCUUUUUUCCUAAGUGCUAUUUUUGUCUCACUAUGAUGAACGAGGGGAGCAAGUCUGGGGUGUCUAUCGAGAAAAAAUAUAAACCACCCAUUGGAAGUAUUUUUACUCAACCAUCAUAGUAGAGCUCUUCUCAUUAGUUGAUUUAUUGUAAUUGUUUACCAACAAAUAAGUUCGCGUACGGGAGGGCUAAACUCGGAAGAUAGGGAUAAAAUAAAUGUAUCCCAUCAAAUGUUGACUUGAUUAUUCAAAUCUCACCUGGGAAACCGAUUGAUAAUAAUAUUAUAAAGAAUAUUUAUCUCUUGCAAUUGAUGUGUACUGCGCGUGCUUUAAUUAAAUUGUAAUGGUUUAAUAAAGUUAAUCUCACAUAGAA
Molecule: messenger RNA, 1196 nt
Organism: Neocloeon triangulifer
Lineage: Eukaryota; Metazoa; Arthropoda; Insecta; Ephemeroptera; Baetidae
Product: tumor protein D52
Exons: 4
Coding region: 141-728 (195 amino acids)
Cellular component (GO): cytoplasm
Source: RefSeq, a predicted model, not a curated record